AUGGUGCCAUUUGUCCAGGAGUGCAACGCUUACCAAUGCAACCCCAGCCAGUGCAGAGAGGGACUUAGGCAGUUCUACUCGGCUCUUCCUCACAAUGUGGCUGAGAAACUGGUGUUCUGUGACUGUGACAGGGAAGACCAGGAAUGCCAGCAGAUGAAGGCCUCUCUACAUUCUGGAUCCUGUGUGAGUGACCAGUCGCAUACACCCUGGACCUGCCUGGAGGCUCUGGACAGCUGCUCUGAAGAUAUAUUGUGCAGGCAGACAUUUAGCAGGUACCUGUCCAAAUGUUUUGGGGAAAAGGAAUCUGCGUAUGAUACGACCAGUGAAUGGCUAAGUCGUCUGGACCCCGACUUCUUUCUUGGGCACGACCUCCAAUGCAGGGUGGCAUUUGUGGAAACAAUGGGUUCAAUACUUCAUCAUCCAUGCACUUGUGAUGGAUUACUUGUCUUCUUCAGCCCAUCUGAUAUUCAUCAUAUGUCAGGACCACACUAA
Sinocyclocheilus grahami is the source of this 492-nucleotide messenger RNA. Its product is annotated as GDNF family receptor alpha-like. Gene Ontology annotation, biological process: nervous system development. The transcript is spliced from 3 exons. NCBI's taxonomy places the organism in Eukaryota, Metazoa, Chordata, Actinopteri, Cypriniformes, Cyprinidae. Gene Ontology annotation, molecular function: signaling receptor activity. Gene Ontology annotation, cellular component: signaling receptor complex; external side of plasma membrane. The record is from RefSeq and is a predicted model, not a curated record. The coding region runs from base 1 to 492 and encodes 163 amino acids.